CUAAACGGCGGCUCCCCCCCAGCGAAGGAAUGGCUAUCGUGCUAAUAGCUACAACAUUGCAACUAACUAGCAGCGUGCAGCGCGGCGUCACUCCGCAGAGACGAUGUAGCGGCUGCGCUAGCCACAACAAAGAUUUGAAGCAGCGCUGUGAUUCCUCGGAGGAGAGGAGAGGAGAGGAGGCGGUAGGGGGGUUGUUGUCUACCUCAGCUGUUUCUCCCUCCGGCGGGGCUCUCCGCUCAUCCGACGCAGGGAGGAGAGGGUACAGGGAGGGAGAGAGAGGGGCGAUGGCGGCAGGUGGAGCAGGAUGCGGGGAAUCGGUGGAGCAGUGUCGGGCCGAGGUGGAGCGCCUGAGUCGGGAGCUGGCGGAGGCUAACCGCGAGAAGAUCAGGGCGGCGGAGUGCGGGCUGGUGGUCCUGGAGGAGAACCAGAGUCUGAAGCAGCAGUAUGCCGACCUGGAGGCCGAACAGGAGGCGCUGAGGCUGGAGCUGGAGCAGCUGCAGGAGGCAUUCGGCCAGGCCUACUCAACCCAGCGUAAGGUGGCAGAAGAUGGGGAGACCAACGAGGAAACGCUGCUGCAGGAGUCUGCCACCAAGGAGGCCUACUAUAUGGGCCGCCUCCUGGAGCUCCAGUCAGAGCUGAAGCACAGUCGGGCCACCGCCUCCAACGCUCAGGCGGACAACGAACACCUGAGCACACUGCUGCAGGAGCUCAGAGAGAGUAACGAGAUGUUGGAGCUACAGCGCAGCCGGAUGCGGGAGGAGAUCAGGGAGUACAAGUUUCGAGAGUCACGGCUUCUCCAGGACUAUACAGAGCUGGAGGAGGAGAACAUCUCCCUGCAGAAACUGGUGUCAACACUCAGACAGAACCAGGUGGAGUAUGAAGGCCUGAAGCAUGAGAUCAAGGUCCUGGAGGAGGAGACAGAGCUCCUGAACAGCCAGUUACAAGAUGCGCUGCGUUUGAAGGACAUCUCAGACGGCCAACUGGAGGAGGCGCUGGAGUCUCUGAAAAGUGAGCGUGAGCAGAAGAACCACCUGCGCAGAGAGCUGGUUCACCACCUCAGCAUGUGUGAUGUGGCUUACACCGGCAGUGCCCACCUGACGUUCACCUCCGCCCCGCCCAGUGGCAAUGCCACCCCAACCACUCUGCUCUCUCCAAACGCAGAAGAGCCAAUGAGAUGCUACACUGUACUGUCUGUCAGAUGUAACGGCCACCUUCAGGGUAUAUCUGGAGUAGGCACAGCUGCAGGGUCUGUGUCCAGGGCUAAUGGAGAGUACCGAGGGCCAGGUCGGAAAACUGAGGUGACAGCAACAUCAGACCUCUUCAGUGAGAUGAACAUGACAGAAAUCCAGAAGCUCAAACAGCAGCUGAUGACGGUUGAACGCGAAAAGGUAGCACUGAUAAGCAGUCUGCAGGAGUCCCAGACUCAACUCCAACACACCCAGGGGGCCCUAUCCGAGCAGCAUGAGAAGGCCCUCCGCCUUAGCCAGAAAAUCAUUACCCUCCGACGCCUGCAUCGAAGGGCCCACUCCAGUGCCACCUCUCAUCUCAACCAUGAGGUUCUGAUGGAGCUAGACAGGGAUGAGGAGGAGGCUGAAGAGGGAGAAAAAACUGAAGAGGAUAAGAAUGAGACACUGAACAAAAGUCAGGUAUUUUCAUACCAGACACCAGGUCUGGAGAUCCUGCAGUGCAAGUACCGUGUGGCUGUGACAGAGGUGGUGGAGCUCAAGGCAGAGGUGAGAGCUCUUCACGACAGACUGGCUCAGUGUGUACAGGGAGCAGCAGAGGAGAAGCCGAGGAGAAACAUUCAUCUCCAGAAGCUGGAAAGACAGGUCGCCUCAUUGGAGAAGAGCUGCCGGGAGGGACGGGAGAAGAUUUCUAGCCUGGAGUUGGAGUUGAAAACAGCUCAGUCAGCAGCCAGUGAGAGCCAGGGGGCGUUAAACGUGGCUCAGGAUGAGUUGGUCACACUGAGCGAGGAGCUUGCCCAGCUGUACCACCACGUCUGUCUGUGCAACAACGAGACACCCAAUCGUGUCAUGCUGGACUACUACAGACAAGGCAGAGGGCUUAGGGGCCUCAGUGCCAGUCUUAAAGCCAUGUCUUCAGACAACAGCAAAGUUCUCCUCACACCACGCCUUGCCAGGCGGCUGGCCGCUGUUGCUUCGACAACCUCAACUUCUGGGGAGUCACGGAGCCCUUCAGAGUCUCCAUCCAAGGAGCCCUUAACUGGGGAGGGUGGAAGGGAGGAGAAGGAGGGGGACAUAGAGAGCCUCCAUGUGCCAUCUGAGCAGAGCCUGCCGCCCUGCACACCUCCGACCCGCUCGCCCAGCAUCAGUGCCUCUUCGUCAUCGUCAUCAUCAUCAUCACCUGCCCUGGAACCAGUUGGUGAGCUGCGCAGGGAGCCCAUGAACAUCUACAACCUCAACGCCAUCAUCAGAGACCAGGUGAAGCACCUCCAGCGAGCAGUAGACAGAUCUCUGCAGCUGUCUAGACAGAGAGCUGCAGCCAGGGAACUGGCCCCUAUUCUGGACAAGGACAAAGAAAGCUGCAUGGAGGAGAUUUUGAAGCUCAAGUCUCUGCUCAGCACCAAGAGAGAGCAGAUAGCAACCCUCAGACUGGUGCUCAAGGCUAACAAGCAGACGGCAGAGGGGGCCCUGGCCAACCUGAAGAGUAAGUAUGAGGCGGAGAAGUCCAUGGUGACAGACACCAUGAUGAAGCUGAGGAACGAGCUGAAGGCCCUGAAGGAGGACGCUGCCACUUUCUCCUCUCUGCGAGCCAUGUUUGCCACCAGGUGUGACGAGUAUAUGACCCAGCUGGACGAGAUGCAGAGACAGCUGGCUGCAGCCGAGGAUGAGAAGAAGACUCUGAACUCCCUCCUGCGCAUGGCCAUCCAGCAGAAACUGGCCCUCACCCAGCGCCUGGAGGAUCUGGCCUUCGAUCAAGAGCAGACCCACCGCACCCGCGGGAGCAGGCUAGCACGCAGGAAGACCACCACCCCCAAAGUAAGUCCACCGGCCUCCGCUUCGGCCGCCAACCUAGACGAACCCUCCACUUCAGCCUUGGCCCCAGUUAGCCUCUCCCUUUCAGCCCUUACUAGUCCUACGUCAGUUCUUCCUGAUGAUCCCACUGUGUCCCUUAGCCCGUCUGUGGUCAGUGCAGCUGCUGCAGCUCUGGCUUCCGUUCUCACCUCCCCUACGUCACACAUACCCCCUCGCAGUCCGUCAUCAUCAGCAGUCACCUCAUUGGCUGGCCCUCCAGUGCCAGAGAACCCCCCUUCUCUGGAGGCCCCAUCCUCUCCUUCAACGCGGACCUCACCCUCAACCCCUCUGAGGCUGGCUCACUCUCAGUGGACCCUGGGGGUGCGGACGUUUGUGGUUGACUCCCACAGUUUCAGUGUCAACAUCUCCCCAGCUCUCUCCCGUAGCUCUGGCCUCUCCAGGCACACCCCAGACUCUCAAGCCUCGCCCUCAUCCACCACCACCACCAGGCCCACCCAGCCAGGAUCUGCCCCCUCCUCUCCCUACCGGUCCCCUGUUCUUGGGCUGAGGCGCUCCACAUGGAGCCCCUCAGCCCGAACUCGUCCCUUGUCCAGCCUGACACGCUCUUCUGUCCUCCACACUCCUUCUUCAUCCUCCUCUUACUCCUCCCAUUCCCCUUCUUCGUCUAACAGCUAUUCCUCUGCUUACUACAGCUCCUCUUCUGCUUUUACCCCCUCUAAUUCCUACACCCACUCCACCCAUUACACACCCCUCUACCCCAGAUAUUACAGUUCCUACCGGCCUCGGCAAUGAUGCCCUACUCUAAGCCCUUUACUGUAAGCCUUUUGAAGGCUUUUCCACCACGCUCCUUAUUGACAGUAAAACUGCAGCUCCCAUCAUCCUUCUCUUUUUGUCACCUGAGAGAGUAUGGGCUCACAGAGAGGAGGACAGAGUGGUUUCCUGUUUCCCAGUUCCCUGUUUUCCUGUGCCUAAGCUUUGGCCAAUGGGUUCUGAAUGUUCAGUGACUUUGCUCAGGGAUUUGACGUAAGGAGCACAAGCGGCCCGGCCUUCCUUUUAUUCUGAGGCUGCUGAUUGGUCCACAGGAGGAGGAUAAUAGAGACUUUUUAAUGAGAGUUUUUAGCAUUUAGGUUCUUCAGGUUGAGACCACACAUGCAUGAAGUGAUUCAAACACAGAGACAUUCAGACAUUGACUGGCUACUUGGUGGACACUUUGAUAGGAUCGGACGAGGGCCACGACACAUUAAAAAACCUCCUCUAUAUUCAAUGUAAUAUCCACUCUGUUUUAAAUGGUAGUGAGUCUCAUAUACUGUAUACACAAACACUGUAAACCAUGCCAUUCAGUGCAAGCAUUCUCCUUUGUUGAUAAUGCUUAAGGGUUCUCUGAAGGUUGAUUCAAACAAAUGAGUUAUAUGAAAUGUUCAUAGCUGUUUUGGAUGGCCACCCAGAUGGUGGGGUGAGAUGUCUGUUGUCCUAGAGAGGGGUGAGACAUGAUGAUCUUUCCUCAAAGGAGCUUGGUGGUAGUAGUUGAAGAAUAAUAAAAAGAGAGCCUGUAUGUUUUCUGCCUACACACACAAGGCCAGUCACUGCAGCCAUGCCAAGUCAACAUGCUUGUUAUCUUGUCAGUUUCAAAAAGUUACAAAACCCCAUGAAUUCAAACGUUGGAAGGCUGUGAGGAUACACUGUUUGAGGGGCUGCUUGGCCUUCCAACAUGAACACUGAAACAUACUGACUCCUUCAUGGUUUCAGCUUUGAUUUCACUCUAUAAUCUCUCACACACUUAUUGUAUGAUGAUGCAGCUGUGGACAACGAUUGAUGAACUAGUCAUUGGUAUAUGUUCUGUCACACUUUCCAAAAUGAAUACAUUAACACGCCUCAAUGGGGGGUAUACUUCUUAAUUUCUUGUCCAGGGUUGUGGCCAUCAUCAGUCUGCUCCUCUCUAGCACCACCUAGUGGUUUCUUCUUAUAUAGCCAUGUACACAGCUAUGCAUGUUCACAUUUGGAUGCUCUUAUACUGCAGACUUCCUUCCCCUUCCAUGUUAAAAAUGGAUCUGAGGUGCAGGCUGUAUUGAAGGUUGUGGUAGUAUGAGAAGGCGGAAGGGAGGUGGAGCGCUCCCAAACAUGGCAUAUGACCAGUGUAGGAUCAGCUGAAUCCCAUAGUCUAGUCUAGUCACUGUAAAAAGAAGCAAUAUGACUUGGAGUAAGCUCUGGGAUGUGUCUUAUUAGUCUGACAUUGAUUUCUCCUCAUUUCUCAUUUGAACCUAAUUUAAGUAUAUUGUAAAACAAGACAUAUUUGCAUGUAACAAAAAGAUCUGAACCCUUGUGCAAAGCAGCUUAUUUUUUAUUCUUUGCUCAUUUUGGACCCCAAACCAGACCAAACCAGUUGUUGAUUAAAUCUUUAAAUCAGUCAGUCAAGAUAAUACUUUUUUCUCAAAACAAAUAAAUCCCACAAAUGGGGAAAUUGGGGAACUCACUCAACAAACUUUCAAAGUACAACCACAGCUUAACAUCCACACACCGACAGGAAGAGGAAGAGAUUCAAGACUAUUCUGACUCACCAUCAUGGCUGACUUCAGAGUUAUACACAAUGUAGCACCGUCUUGUGCCUCUGAAGCCAUCUGCAGAGGUUGGUCCAGUAACACAGAAGGAAUGUAUUCAGGUGGAAGGCUUGUUCACAGCACUGCACCAAACUCAGGGAGCGUGACACGUCAUUCAACCUGGAAUGACAACCAAACCUGACUGACAGAACGCAUCUCCCAGAUUAGAAAUGAAGGUUAGAGUAAAGUUCUAGUGAAGUUAAAGGAAUUCUGAAAUGAGAGAAGAAUGAUAUCAAUUUCAUCUGGGUGUCCAGUACAGAGACAGGUUGGGUUUGUGUAGCACAACGAUUUCAAACAGGGGGAAACUAUUACUAUAACUUAUGCUUUGCUUAAAUUAGCUGAGUCAACUGAACAAGAGUCUGGAUUUGAUUUCAGAUAUUCUUUUUGUAACUGCCAGUGAUGGUAGCAGUUAUUUUGGAGGCUUGUUGAAACUUUGACACUUUCUGCCAAGUAGGCAAUAAGAAGCUGUCAGUGAUUCCUGAUACCUUUGACUCGGAAUUAGAACUAGGAGGCUGGGGUUUUUCCCACUCUGCUGCCCAUAAUUACAGUUACAGGAACUAUUUUGUUUGGCUAUCAUACAGGGUUAAAGAGGAAGUCACCAGUUCAUCCACACCUCUGUACUGGAUUCACAGAUGGAUGUUGAUCUUCUCAUUCUUCCACAAAAUGUUUUUUGAUGAAGGAUAGCAUCAACAUAUCUGUGAUCCUACCAGUUCAGCACACAUGAUACCGUAUUCCCUGUGUCUGUGUGUGCCUUACAAAGCCUAUUAUACAGCAGUGUAGCCUAAUAACAAAUGCCUGUCUGGAAACCUUUUUAAUGUGCUUACUUUAUUUUUCAUUUCCACACCUGCACCUCAAGCUUAAAUGCUGGUUUUCUGUGUGUUUUCUUUGGUUCGGAUUGCUUUCAGUGGGGUGGAAAAUCACUCAGCAAAGUCAUAUAAAACUUACCUGUCAGUAGAUAUUUUUUUUGUCUGGGUGCUGUCCAGAAUAUGAACUUUGCAAAUAUACAACCCAUGUACACCUUCCUUCUUCCCAUUUGCAUCAUUGGAACCUUUAAUCACCACUUUUCUUCUUUCUUUCCUUAUUAAUUCAGACUAUCACUGUUGUCUGUUGAAGCCUGUUUUUUGUCUAAUACUGUAAAUGGCUGCACCCUCUUGACUACAACACAGAGGUUUUUCAAUAUGCAACGUGGGGCAAAAACUCAUUUGACAGCACCUUUUUUUUCAGAUUACUGAUUGGCUCUUUUGAAAGACGUCUUUGCCCCAAAGGGCCCACAUCUGGUCUUUAUUUUUUUCCCCCUAUUGUUAACCAAUGAAGCUCUACAAUCAAAUUUUUUUUAAAGAUGAAAUAGCAUUUGAGGAGUAGACUUCUUUAUAUUUUCUGUAAUGCUCCAAUGAUUUCCUAAUGGAACAUUGUGAACGUAAGAACGAAAGAAAAGUAUGAUAACAAAAUGUUUUAGAACUAAAGCCAAUCAGGUUCUUUGAAGCCUGACCUCAGUGUGUAAUUUGAAUCAGAUAACGGGAACAUAUAUUGAUAACUCUCUUUGGUGGACACAAUGUAGUACAAAUCACAUCAUUUACUGCUGACCGUUUUCUAAAUGAUGCUGUAUAAUAUAUUUUUCCUUCUACUUUACUUAUUUAGUUGAAACUUGCUGAUUUAACAGCACAUCGUUUAUAUAUGUUCUGCAUCUCUGACUACAAGAACUUGGGCAUUUCAGUUAUUGAGCAGCUCAUACAAUUUAUUACAGGAAGAAUGCUAAAAAUAAUUUCAUGACAGGAAAUAUUCUCAGCUACCUAUAAGAUUAAUGUCAAGGCAUGAAUGUGCUCAGUGCUGUCACUAACGUGGCUGGAAGAUAUAGUACAGCAGCCAGUGAAUAAAAUGGCUACUAUUCCCAAUAGUGUAAAUUGGGAAUAGUAUCAUAUUUGUAAAAGGUCAUGUUUUUUUCUGUUUCUGACUUAUACUCCCAUAACAUAGUUUUUUUGCUGCCUCAUAGGUCACUAGAGAGCCAUGUGCUGAGUUUGUAUUUUUUAUCACUCCUCCCGUUACAAAUGUUACGAGCUGCUGAAAUGACCACGUUGCAGAAGAUAGUGAUGUAGAAAAUACAGUUAGCGUUCACUUUUGUCCAUCGCUGUGUGAUGAUGCAAAGAAUUUCAGGUUGAUUUAAACACAUUAGUGAAAAGAAAGAAUGGCUUAAUUAAAUGUAAUACACAGAUUUUGAAAUUUGUCAGCAGUAAUGUUGAUGAGUUUGAAUGAAGGUCCAUAUAAUCAGUAAUAAUACACCCUCAGCCAUGUGGAACCACUGAUGCUUUAUUAAAAGGAAGAUCUGAUGUAUCUGAUGUUAGCUUGAAAUGUUUUUUCCAUCUGGGUGAAAUGCGUUUGGUAAAUAUUAGUGUCUGCUGUCAUUGUCUCAGCUAGUCAGCAAUAUUGCAUUUCUUAUUGCUUAGACAGACUAAUAUUUACUACAUUAUGGUAUAUUUACCUUCAUUUACAUUUCUAAGAUUCUAUUAGUCAAGGCAAAUCCAAAGCGGUCUCAAAUAGAAGAAGAAGAAUCUUGAAACAUUUGUUGUGUGGAAUCUAAAUUUUGGCUGAGGUAAAAGAAGGAAACCAGUGUGAUCUCCUCUCUGUGAUACCCUUGCUCUGUCCAAACAGACAAAUGACAUGCACUGACACACACACACACACACACACACAGACAAACGUUCUCCCUGUUCUCCACCAACAUACAAACUAUUGAUAAAUUUUGAUUAGGGGAAAAUUUUACUAAUGACAAGCUGAAGUCUGUCAAAUGUCGUUUUCUGCCCCAUGGUACACCUAUUGGAAAACUAGUUGUAUAGUUUCAUGUAUGUGUAUGUAGGUAGCUGGCCUGCUGUUUGAUGGUGUACUAGUAUUGGCAGCCAUCUCUGGAGUGAAUGAUAUGCCAAGUGUUGAAGGUUGGUUUGGAGAGAAAGACACUGUAAAGGGUAUUUGUUCAGUGUGAUAUUGAGGUACUUAUCGUACUACAUUGUAUUGGUGAAAGUAUUCAUUUCACAGUUUUUUUAUUAUUAUUAUUUUGUCCAAAAGCGUUGCAUUAUUGCUUCGAAGCAAGAGAGUGACUUUAUUCUAAUCCAGUGAAAGGAGUUUUCUCAUACAGACAUUCCAUAAAGAAAUCAUCUUAUUGAAGAGAGAAAGGUAGUGUUAUAGGUUGAACUAUUACCAAACAAAUGGCAUACUCCUUUUCCUUAGUAUGUGACUGAGACUAAGAAUAUGUUGGGAGAGCUCUAGGUUAGGAUUUUUAAAAGGCAGCUACACUAUCUAGAUAACCAAGAAACCUUUGCACACCAAGAUUGUAGUAGCCACACAGAGAACCAAAUACCUUAUGUGUGUGGGUCCUCUCAAGUUUGGUCUGUCAGUGGAAAAAACUGAAGCCGUUUGCUCAAAAAGUGCCAUAUAUGACCACAUCUUGCUGAUACAGAAAAUGAAAAUAAGUAUUGUUUGUGAUGUAGGUGAAUUGUAGGGGAAAUGUAGGGGCCUGUACAUAAAAUAAAAAAAAGUAGGAAGGAAGAAUAAAUAACUAAAAUAACUUGAAAAGCAAAAUCCAUCACAAUGAGCAAAGUACAAGUAGUGAUGCUGCAACAGUACAGAGAAAAUCCAGCUGUAUAUAUCAUACUGUAACCUUGCUCAACAUUGUCUAGACCAGGAUUAUACAUUUUUAAAAUUCAGUGUAAAAUCAGUCCCCACAAGACCUUUGCAGGUUGAGGCUAGUCAAUUACGUAUAGUCCAUGUAAGGCUGUAACAACAGGAGGAAAGGGAGGCCAGCAUGGUGUAGGCGUAGAUGAGAAACCAACAGUUAUGAUGACAUAUAGUUUUCAAAAGAUUGUAUUGAGUUACAGAAGCUACAGAAGAAGCAGCGAGGUGACGUCAGCAUUGGUGAGGAACAGAAACAUCUUUCGGGUUUGAGAAACACCAAAUGUAAACUGUUGCUAUUCAGAGAUGAGCUCCACAAUCAGUUAGCAUGUCUGAAUAAGAACUGUUAAAUACAUCCAUGAUGACAUUAAUGGACCAACUAUGAGGAGCCCCACAUGCUAAAGGAAAACUAAUGCAUUUGGGUUCCUCUGUAGGGCUAACACUGCAUGUACUGUAGUUUUCUUCCUUUUUGCCUUGCGUCUUUUUUGGUCUUCAGUCUGAUCUCUGCUUAGACAGACAAAGUGUGUUUUUGGCCCCAACACCUAGAUUUAAGAUCCAAUCAUUUUUAUGAAAUGUCUGUCUAGCUCUAACUCCAAUCUUCUCCCACAUCAUCACGCCACACUAUGGGUUUACAGUCUUGUUUAACUGUGAUCAAACCUUUUUCGCUGGGAGUUCUGCCCCAGCUUACUGUAAGCAGCACCUCCGAGCUGACGCCCUGCUGUGCAAACAUCCAGACUGUUAAAUGUCAUUUCAUUAAAUGUGUCUGAUGCCUGUUUGCUGUCUGACCACUUUAAAUGCACGUGUACAUACCAAGUAUUUUAAAGCUUUAACUGUACAGUGUUAUGUUAAUAUAUACUGUAAAUACCUAUGAAUUACUACAUUGUGUGUCAUAUUUUGUCUCUAGUCGGUUGAUCAUCAUUCUCCUCUAUAUAAUACUAGAAUAUAAUUACUAGUUAUAAAAUUCAUAUAUUAUACCUAGCAAUAUAAUCCCUCACACGACAAAACUCAAAAAGACAGGAAGAACGUUCCUUGAACAUACUGAAUCCAACCCAACCAUAACAUUACUGACGUGUAGGUAAGUGCUGAGUCCUUUUUUUCCCCCUUUGGACAAGCAUUUAUUAUCUUUCAUGUUUAAAUCUGAACUAUUACAGUGUGUAUCUGUGCUGUGUGUCUGUCUAACAGUGUCAGUCUCUUGCAGAUUGUCAGCAGCCUUCUGCCACAGUGCCAUUCCUCAUACCCUCCCCAGAGCUGAGGAUCUGAGCCUCCUCAGCUCCUUUCACGGGUAAAAGCAACAUCACGGUCACACUACCAGCAGACUCAAGAGACACGCCUUUACACCACAAGUCGGUCUUAUCAAUCAUAAGCCAUGUUUACAUCCUAAUGUAUCGUAAAUGUAUAAUGUGCGUAAUGUAUUUCAACUGAAUUGUGAGUAACUCAGCAAAAGAAAAUACAAAUGCAUGUUUGUUUCCAACCAAAGACCAUGUUGUAAGUAUUCAGAGUUGGUUAAGGAGAUGAGCAGUAGGUGGCACCAGUCAGACAAUCAGAGAAGGGAGGUGCAAUAAUAUGAUGUAAUUAAGAGAGCAGCAGGAAGCGCGAAUGUGAUGUGACGAAAGUUACAUCAGAUCUGUGUGGAGCCGUCAUGGAUGGAUUAUAGAGCCACAAUGCAUAUCGUAACACAGCUGUAGUCAUGAUGCAGGUCUGUCAGUAUGUCGGUUGGUCGGUCCACCACUUUAGUUGAGACUGAAAUAUCUCAGCAGCUAUUGGAUUGGAUUGCCAUGAAAGUCCUACUGACUUUGGUGAGCUCACUGAUUUUUUUCGACUAGCACCACCAUGAGCUUCACAUUUGUGCUCCAUUGGAUCCAUUGCCUUGAAACUUAGACAUUCAUGGUCUCCUCAGAAUUAACUGACUUUGGAUAUUUAAUUUAGUGCCAUCAUCAAAGGAAAAUUUCAGUUUGGUUCGUCGUCCAAAUACCUGCAUAUUCCCAUUAGUACUUUUUGUUUAGUGCUAAUUGGCAAAUGUUAUCGCGCUGACACACAAAGUGGUGAACAUGGUUAACAUUAUUCUUAGCAUUAGCAGAAGCAGUAGAGCAGUGGAAUUUAAACGUAUAUCUCCAAGCUUCACUGUGCCUACGCACACCCUGACUGUUCAAGUGUUCAAGCUUAUCAUUAACACAGAUGGGUAACAAUGGGUUAUAUUAGACACAUGACAUGGAUAUUGUGUGGGUCUGUAGGUAAUUACUUCAAAGGAACAUGAUCUUUUCAUUAAUGCUCACAAAAGAAUAUGUUAUAAUACGCUACUUGGCAGGUAGCUGCUAGGCAUUAUGGGCUAUAUAAAGGACCGGACACCUAUAUUUCAUAUUGUAGCUCAGUCAUGGUCUCUGCUCCCUGCUCUAUUAUUCUCAGCAGCAGUGUGUCGACCUUCUUGGAUCACCCAGCAGACGCCCACCAUGAGUGCCUCCUGUAUGGCUUCCUCAGUCCCCCCUGACCCCUGAUACCUGACCCAGAAGACUCACCCAGCAUUUUGUCCAGGUGGGGAGUGGGGGGGGGGACCCACCCACCUCCAAACUGUCCCACAAUGCCUCUGCAGGGAGUGCCUGGCUCACACUUACAUUGCUAUGGAGAAGCAUAAGUGCUACUGUGACACUUGCUACUGCCAGCAGAGCCUCAUGAACCUACCGACACAGCCAUUACCAGAACUGCAACACUUAUUUAUCCAUGUAUCUAUCCAUUUAGUUUGAUUGUUUUAGUCGUCACAAUCAAAUUCAUCAAAUCUUCUUUUGUGUCACGCACAGUGGUUACUGUGUGUGUAUUUCUGUGUAUCACAACAACAGUAUGUCUCCAUACAAGUAUGUUAACUAAGUAACAUACUUGUAUGUAAUGUUAACAAGUAUGUGUAUUUCAUAAAGCAUGCGCAGCUGUAUAUAUUCUCGCUCUUAUGCUCCAAACAUCAUUCUGUGUAAAUCAUUGCAUUGCACUCUGUCAUGUUUGUUCUGUUUUACAUGUAUUAUUCCUUCACAUAAAGUCUGCCUCGUCAUUAGAAUAACUGAAGAAAAUCCCAUGUAGGAUUAUAAGCACAAAGUGAAGCAACGCAUUCCAAAACCUGUUGUGUGUGACUGUUAGUGUCAUAUCAAAAGCUGCAAAACGCCAGCAGCACGUCAAUAUUCAACAUGUCCUCUUUGUUCAGGCGGCAGUGUUUGGAUGUGACUUCAGACAGCGUGAUAACAGUCAGGCUCCUUCACAGUGAGAUAGGACUUUGUUAUCAAUCCACAAACGCUGAGUCACUUGCAGCACUCACUCAACUGCCAAAGGAUGAAGCCAACAGGGCCCAACUGGAUCUGAGCUGCAUCCUGGAGAGAAAAGGAAUGUACAUCAUUUAAAAAUGUGUGAGUGUAUUCUGCACAGGGCAGACCUAAUGAUGGGGUUUACUCACUUCACUGUGCUGUACUGAAAUAGAAACCUUCUGCAAGUUUACCUGCUUUAGGUUUAAGCACCACUUUGUCUCCGAGGCGUCUGAUGAAGCCUGAAUACUGCAACACUUCAGUCACAGAGAAAUUUGAUUCAUUGUUAUUUCUGUGAUUUCAAGAUGGUUAACAGGAUGUUACUGUUGUGUAUUUGAUGAGCAUUAAUGAGCAAUAUUGUUGCAAUAUGUUUGAACAUUUCUCCCCUAAAAGCCUCUCUUUAAUAUCUGAAAUAAACCACUGAUACUCAA
Larimichthys crocea (large yellow croaker) is the source of this 12959-nucleotide messenger RNA. Its product is annotated as protein bicaudal D homolog 1. NCBI's taxonomy places the organism in Eukaryota, Metazoa, Chordata, Actinopteri, Sciaenidae. Gene Ontology annotation, cellular component: cytosol; Golgi apparatus. Gene Ontology annotation, biological process: positive regulation of receptor-mediated endocytosis; protein localization to organelle; regulation of microtubule cytoskeleton organization. Gene Ontology annotation, molecular function: dynein complex binding; dynein intermediate chain binding; cytoskeletal adaptor activity. The record is from RefSeq and is a predicted model, not a curated record. The transcript is spliced from 12 exons. The coding region runs from base 30 to 3788 and encodes 1252 amino acids.